CAAGAAAGCCUAUGAUGAUCAUAGUAACCUCUGAGUAGGAGGAGGAUCCUGCUGGCUGAGUAAUUAGUUCUGCACAGCAAGGGGUGAGCAGUUAGUUUUCUGUUAGGAUCAGUGUUCACUGCAUCCAAACUGGUUUGAGGCACCGGCUGCUGCGAGACAAGUCCCCAGGAAAGCACAACAAACAUUGGAUGCAUUCUGAAUUAUUAGCUGUGGUCAUUUUGCCUCCUGGCUGAAAUCAGGGUGGGGUUUCCGGCACAGGACUGCUUGCUGAGAAUCACCAUGACACUGCUGGGGUCUGAGCAUUCUUUGUUGAUUCGGAGCAAGUUCAGAUCAGUUUUACAGUUACGACUUCAGCAAAGAAGGACCCAAGAACAACUGGCUAAUCAAGACAUAAUGUUGUCAUUGCAAAAUCAAACUAUAUUCCAAGAGCAAAGAAAGAACUUUGAUAAGACUGAAGACUAUUUAAAGCACAAGAUCAGAAAGAGACCUGAAGGGACCAACUUAAUCAACAUGCACAUUUUACAAGACACAACUGCAGAGGAAUCCAUUACAGCUCCUCAGAUGAAGCUUAAAAGAGCCCGACUUGCAGAUGAUCUGACUGAAAAUAUUGCUCUCAGACCAGGUCUCCUGGAGCUGGUGGAGAAGAAUAGAAUUCCUGUUGAUUCAACUAUGAAAGAGUCCAUGAAAGGUAAUCAUGUAGGCAUCUCCAAAUCAACAGAUGUUUUUGCCUUUGAUGAGGACAGCAGCAAUGAUGAACUCUCUCCAGAACAGACACGAAGUGAAGACUCACAGGGUUCUAAUAGUUUCCCACCUGACACAAAAGCCACACAGGCCUCUUCAUCUGCCCCAUCAGAAACAACUCAGGAUCAUACUUCUGGCUCUGAAAAUGAUAGAAAUGAACCAGUAUCACACUUCAUCAAUCAAUCAGACAACAUGAAGCAGGUGAAUGGCCCAUUGAGCCCACCCAUCCCUCUGCCUGCUGUGGUAAAGUCUAAGUCCUUUAGCGACAGCAAGAACCGCCACAAAAAGCCAAAGGACACCAAACCAAAGGUGAAGAAGCUAAAAUAUCACCAAUACAUUCCACCUGACCAAAAGGCAGAAAAGUCUCCUCCUCCCAUGGACUCUGCCUAUGCUAGGCUUCUGCAGCAGCAGCAACUUUUCCUACAACUACAAAUCCUCAGCCAACAACAACAGCAGCAAAGAUUUAGCUACCCAGGGCAUCAUCAAGCACAGCUAAAGGAACCCAAUGAAGAAUUGAUCAAAAAUCCAAACUCAUCAGUUUCCAUAAGCAAUAAUCCUCUGUCUCCUGCCAAACCUACUUUUUCUGGACAAACUGGCAUUUCUUCUCUCAAGCUGGGUCCUCUUCCAUCAAAUCUGGAUGAUCUGAAGGUCUCCGAAUUGAGACAACAACUUCGAAUAAGGGGCCUACCUGUAUCAGGCACCAAAACAGCCCUCAUGAAUCGUCUUCGACCCUUCCAGGACUGCCCUGAGAACACAGGGCCAAAUUUUAGUGAUAUAACUACUAUCACUUUUCCUGUCAACCCAGCCAAUACUCUAACCAGUUAUCAGUCCUCUUCCACUAGUGUCUUACCCAGUGGUUUCUAUCACUUUGGCAGCACCAGUUCCACACCACCCAUUUCCCCAGCUUCAUCUGAUGUCUCAGUCAAUGGCUCUCUACCAGAUACAUUCAAUGACACUUCACCAUCAUUUGUUCUUCAGCCCUCUCCUAUCCAUAUUUGUGCAGAGGAGAGCCUAAUGAGCAGCCUCAAUGGGGGAUGCAUCCAAUCUGAUUUAGAUGGAAUUGAUUCUGAGAAGGAUAAGAUGUUAGUAGAGAAGCAAAAGGUGAUUAAUGAACUUACCAUGAAGCUACAGCAAGAGCAAAGACAAGUGGAAGAGCUGAGGAUGGAACUUCAGAAGCAGAAGAGGAAUAACUAUACAGAGAAAAAACAGCCACAAACAAAUUUCUUUGGUAUUCACAUCAAGAAGGAAGAUACUGUAUGCAGUUGCCCUUUUCCAUCAAAACAAACAUCUGUGAAAAUACAGACUAAUAAUUCAGAGAAACAGCUAAGUACUCGAGAACCUGCCCAGCUCCUUCCCCCUCUAAACAGUCAUUCUGUAGAGUCCAUAGGACAGACCAAAGUACUUUCUUCCACAUUUCUUAGCCCUCAGAAUUCUCCCCAACAUUCCCCAGUUGGAGCUGUAAAAAGUCCACAAUGUAUCAGUCGCCCCCCAUCACCCAACAACCAUUACCACCUUUCUUCAUCUUCUAGCUCCCAAGGAGAGAAGCACAGUGGCCUCUCACAAAACAGCAGCCAAAUGUGCUCAAUUCAGAGCUCAGGAAUACAAGAUGGCAGUACUUCAGGCUUCUCUCCUGAGUCAUCCAAACUCCGUAUUCCCUUCCUUGGUACCCAACCAGACAGUAGGCAGGUUACCAGAGUCAAUGCUUCUUCCAAAAGCCCUGAUACAAAACACAAGCAAAUGAUUCAAAGUCAACAGAUGGAUGAACUCCUUGAUGUCCUCAUUGAAAGUGGAGAAAUGCCAGCAAAUGUCAAAGAAGAUCAUUCAUGUUUUCAAAAAGCACAAAAGAUAACUGGAUCUUCUCAAAGUCUUCUCCAUAAAUCCUCUAGCCCAUUUGAGCAUAUCUCUUCAGCAUCCCAGCUCUCUUUUGAUCACUGCACAACUAAUAGUGACAAUCACUUUGAAGUCUUAUUGAAUUCUCACAGUCCUUUGGGCAAGGUCAGCGAUGUCACACUUCUAAAAAUUGGAAUUGAGGAAUCUCAGUUUGAAGGGAUUAUGGAUAGAUUAUCUGACAAAGCAACAGACGAACUUUUAGGUUCUCAUGAGAUCUUGCCAGCUCCUCUCUCCCCCAUACAACCUCAACUUUCACCUUCUUCCAUAGAUGGAACAGGUUUGCAGAUGAGCUUAACAGAAUCUCCCUGGGAAACUAUGGAGUGGCUAGACCUUACCCCACCAAGUUCUACAACAGACUUCAGUUCCCUCACUGCCACAGGCCCAAGCAUCUUCAACAGUGAUUUUUUGGAUAUUACUGAUCUCAGUUUGAACAGUACCAUGGACCUUCAUUUACAACAAUGGUAAAAUACCAAAUAUGCAAUACUAAGUAUGAGAAGGAACGCAUUGAAGGAGGAUGAAAAUACCUAAUCACAGAUGCCUUUAUUAUUAAUAGAAGAGAUAAAGUAAAAAAGAAGCAAUAUAGGCUUUAGAUCCAGCCAAUAAGAAGAAAAUGGGCUCUUUAUUAUAUAAAAUUUACCAACUGCUUGCUUCUGAAUAUGAUUCAAACUGUAACUUUCGUAAUUAGCUUUUUUAGACUACAGGUGCCAAGAAUGUCUUUCAGUGCCUCUAAAAACAUGGAUUUAAAAAAAAAACCAGGAUUUUUCUCAGGCAUUGUUUGGGUCUUGUCUCAUCUUAAAAUGAAACCCAUUCACAUAACUGGACAACUCAGCACAUACUAUAGAAGGGAAAAAAGAUUUGCUUUAAGACCAAAGAGAAUCAUAAAAGCCUACUUCAAACCUAGCGAAAUGGAAUGUCUUCCUAUCAUAGACUACUUACUCAUUUUCCAGGGAUGAUACUGCCUAUCCUUGGGGGGAAAUGCUAAUUUCCUUGGGGAAAUCCUUGGAUAGCUUUUGAGCCAUCAGUGGAAAAGGACAAAAUCCAUUUAAUUCUAGGGAAGCUAGGUGAGCUCAGCAGCUUUCAGCAAUAAUGCUUUUCCAGGGACUGGUUUCAAUCAGGAGCAUAGGCUUUUUUUUUUUUGGUACUUGAUAACAGCUGACACAUCGAAGGGACCCAGAUCAACACUGGGGGUUUGUUAAGGUGAAGAAGGUCCAGUUUCUGCUCUCUAUAAAGGAAGGCAUUGGGAGGAGUUUGAUACUUCACCCUUCAGAUCUCCAAUCAGAGAGAAGAGGCUGAGGAAUGUGGUGUCAAUCAAGGCUUGAGUCAGCAGAAUGAUGAUGAGAUAAGAGGUGAUGAGCUUAACCUUGGAAAGGUAUCAGCAGAACAGCAAUUAGAAGAAGCUAAAAAGGCCAUUAUUUCAAUUCCUACUCCUGUAGGAAACUAUUUAGUGUCAUACUUUUUAAGGGUAAGAUUCUGUAGGUUACUCUGUGGCCUUCUGAUGGUGACAUUAGCAUGGGUCUUUAUUAUUCAUGAAGUUCAAAUUUCAUUCAUAGCUUUGGGGAGAGGGUGGGUGUGAUCCACCCUAAUUCAAAUUUUCUCUCUUCACUUUCCCUGCAACUUACCCAUCUCUUUUUACUGUUCUCCUAAUCCUUUUUCUUUCUGUGCCUUCUCCAUUUUUUUACUCUCAAGCCUUACUUGAGUGAAAAAGCAUAAGUGGUAAGGUCUAACAUAGCAACAAAAUUUUCUGAUAAUGCUACUCAUUCUGAUAAUGCACUCAGAUCCAUAGGAUAAUGGCUCCUCCAGAUAAUUCACUGUCACAAAAUCUUCUUUGAAAAAAAAUUUUUGUGAAAUGUUUCAUAAGCCUCUCAGGUAACAGGUCAUUAUAUUCCCAUUUGUUUACUAAAAAGCCAUUCAACCAUCUGAUGUUUUAUAAAGAUCCACUUUGGAAAACUGGUUGCUAUCAUGUAAAUGGUAAAUAUAGGUUUAAAAAAGAUAUUUAUGUAAUAGAGGAUAGUUUGUGAAACUAAAGAAACUGAAAGAAAACACAGUUGCACAUUGUAGAAAAGGGGGUGCGGCCAGGGGGAUGGUAGAGACAACAGAGAGUAGUCUGUUUUCAUUCCCCAUGAACUUUUGUAUUUGGGCUAGGAGCUGACAAGAAUGCUGUAGAACAUUUUCUUCAGAUCUCACUAUUAACUCCCAAUCAGUUCUAUAUUGCUUUGGAAGAUAUAGAAAAUAGCUAUAGGUUUGUUUUUAAUCACAAAUACACUAUUUCCUUCUAUUUUUACAAAUAUUGUUCACUGUGCACUCCUAAGAUAGAAAAAAAAAUUAAUUGCCAUUUUCAUGAUGUUUAGGAUUUCUCUUGGAAAGUCAAAGAUUGACCAUUCCAGUGUCAUCUGUAAAAAGUGUUUAAACAAUAAUUUUGGUGACUACCACCAUUGUUCAAGCUUCCAGGCUCUUAUUCUGAGGGGAAAAUGUUUUUUCUGGCCUCCAGAGGAGUAUUUUUAACCAUCCAUGAAUAACUGCUUAGCUGCUAUGAAAUGAUGCCUGGAUAUAUCCUACAGGAACUUUCCGAUUAAACUACAAGACUACAGUGAAGUAACUCUUCAUUCUCAUCUAAGUGCCUUAACAUAACACCUGGCUUACCAAGAAGAGAUGUGAAGAAGCAAAAUGGUUUCAACAACUAUCUCUGGAAAAUUCUAUUAAGAAUAUGCAAAUUGUUUUACAUUCCUCGUAUCUAAAUUAGCAUGCUAUAUUGUUUUAAAAGAUUUAUGUGGGACAUCUAUUCAGCUUGGUCAUCACUGCUGAGUAUCCAAGUGGAGAAAUCAUCAUUUCUUUGAAACUAAAGAUAUGAGAAAGGAAACCUCAUUAAUACAUUCCUCAUGUUCAUAAGAUAAUAUGAUCUUAUUUAAAUCCUAACUUCCUUCUUGGUACAUAUUGCCAUAUGUCAUGUUGUUUUUCCUUUCUUUCUUAUUAGUUCCUUUUAAAAACAAUCACACAAUGUUUUGUGUAAUUUUCUCUGUUAUUUUGGGGAGGCUAGGUGGUGCAACGGAUAGAGUACUGGCCCUGGAAUCAGGAGGACCAGAGUUCAAAUCCAGCCUCAG
This is a messenger RNA of Vombatus ursinus (common wombat), 5729 nucleotides long. It is a transcript of the gene MYOCD, whose product is annotated as myocardin. The coding region runs from base 280 to 3096 and encodes 938 amino acids. Gene Ontology annotation, biological process: cardiac muscle cell differentiation; smooth muscle cell differentiation. The transcript has 13 exons. Lineage: Eukaryota; Metazoa; Chordata; Mammalia; Diprotodontia; Vombatidae. The record is from RefSeq and is a predicted model, not a curated record.